This is a messenger RNA of Closterium sp. NIES-65, 1110 nucleotides long. The record is from the annotation of a GenBank genome assembly. Lineage: Eukaryota; Viridiplantae; Streptophyta; Zygnematophyceae; Desmidiales; Closteriaceae.
AUGCCUUCUGCACAGAAAGCCAAUGACACGGAUCUUGUCGUGUUUGACUGUACUGAGGACGUGGAGCAUUUUCUCGACACAGUUAGCGCAGAGACCAUCCUGGUCGGCCAUUCCACAGAGAGCGAUCUGCACGUGAUCUGGGCCGUCCAUCUGCGCGUGAUCGGCACCAGAUUACCUUGGGAGGACCAUACAGGCUGGCUGGUGGGCAGGGAGGGGCGGGGAGGGAGGGGACAGAGAGGGGGGAUGAGAGGGGGGGUGAGAGGGGGAGGAUGGUCGUUUCACAGGGGGGGUGUUGGUGCUGGUAGUGGUGGUGCUGAAGGUGCCGCUUCUUCUUCUUCUUCUGCAGCAGCUGCUGCUGCUGGUGCGGCGAGGGCGGCAGUGGCUGCAGCGGGUGCUGCAAGUGGUUACCACAGGAAUAACUUGGCAACCAAGCUCCACCACGCGGAGAACAUUCUCGCGCGCCUCUUUGCCUCCGGGCGCCACUGCACCCUCACGCCCCGUCCUUUUGCCCCCUUGCAUCCCCUCUCCCUCUUAGGUCCCCACUUCGGCCUGCCUCGAAGGGCGUCCAAGCUCCACCACACUGAGAACAUUCUCACGCGCCUCUCUGCCUCCGGGCGGCACUGCACCGUCGUGCUGCACGCGCAAGCUGCCAGGCCGGACCUCUUUCUGGGCGGCAACUCCAACUCCACGUCAGAGAUUUUGUGCCUCAAGCACGGGGACUUGGGCAAGGUUGCGAGAAGAGAGGCGUGCAAGCCAUCAGUCAACCUCCUAGCAGCCACCUUCCCCUCCCUCAUGGCCUCACUCUCCGCCCGCUGCUCCUCCCUUGCCGCCAUGCCUCGACUCGCCACUGCCCUUGCUUCCGAACCUGCCUCCGAACCUUGUGGGGCAGGUGCACGAGUCUCUUCCGGCCAACACGCUGCUGCUCAUCCUGAAGGGGUGCGGCGACACGCCAGCUGUCAGACGCAUGAUGGAGUGGCGGUGGAAGCGGCGGCGGUGGAAGCGGCAGCAGUGGAGGAGCACGGCAUGAUGGAGUGGCAGUGGAAGCGGCAGCAGUGGAGGAGCACGGGUAUGGAGCCCUGGGACGAGCACCUCGAUGCCCUCUUGAACUGA